This is a messenger RNA of Limulus polyphemus (Atlantic horseshoe crab), 6269 nucleotides long. Its product is annotated as transcriptional activator cubitus interruptus-like. The transcript is spliced from 16 exons. Gene Ontology annotation, cellular component: nucleus. Gene Ontology annotation, molecular function: DNA-binding transcription factor activity, RNA polymerase II-specific; RNA polymerase II cis-regulatory region sequence-specific DNA binding. Bases 583 to 5664 code for a protein of 1693 amino acids. The record is from RefSeq and is a predicted model, not a curated record. Gene Ontology annotation, biological process: regulation of transcription by RNA polymerase II. NCBI's taxonomy places the organism in Eukaryota, Metazoa, Arthropoda, Merostomata, Xiphosura, Limulidae.
CAGACAGUUAGCUAAGAAAAAGCGAGUGCUAAGACAUCGAGAAGUAUGUUCGAUCUUCUGGAAGUAGUACUACUCGCUAUCUACAUUGAGCUGAAGAAAUUAAGGUGUUGACUUGUUCACUGACUCGAUAUAUAGAGAACUCAACGCAUGUUGGAUAUGAACAUGACCAAAUACUGAUCAUUUUGUAGGUGCAUGCGUUUAUAUCUUUGAGCAAGUGAAGUGAAUCAGCGUGUUCUUACUCUACUGACGUACUUUCAAGAACGGCGUUUCUUUUCUUUUGCACUGGUUUUAAACGACUUAGUGCGAAAUGUUUACUGUUUCUUUCUAACCGCUAGACAAACAGUUGGUAACAAGUGUUACUGCUUCAACAUCAGAAAGUGAAGAGCAUGAGUAUAGACUAGAAAAAAAUAAACACUGGUCUACAAAUGUUUAGCUCAUGACUAUCUUUUAACAACACAUAACAAUUGAUUCAGAAGAGCUAUUCUUGUCAGUAUUGCAUAAAAGAAACAAAAUAAAACAAUAAUGAAGAUGGGAAGAUGAAGCUAGAACUAUCGUCUUCUUGUUUAUCGCCGGAAGCAUCUAAUGGACCCACAUUUUGGUCUGCCGCUCCAGUUCCCCAGUGCUUUUGCUACAGUGCACGCCCCGAUUCCUGUAGACCAGCGGACGCACGACGGCCGUUAUGUGUGGGAACCUCGUUUAUCGUCUUUUCCUCACCAUAGUUCACCUGGACUGCCUGCCAAUGGCCCCAGCCCAGGGAUGUCGGAAUUUUCAGUUUUGCCUCAACGACGUGGAUUUACAAACAGCCAGAUGGAAGUUCCUCUUAACCACCCAUACCACUUGGGUUCUGCCUACAUGAAGCAGUUCCACAAUUCUUUCCAUUCCAGUCCAACUACGUCAGUACAAGGAAUAAGUCCCAUGGAUUCCAGGGGUUUAUCGAUGCAUGGAGAUUACCUUCAACAAAUGGCUACACUAAGCCAGCGAGGUAUGGUUAGCGACAUCCAUAGAAUACCACCUACCUCAGCAGCUGGUACUGAUAUGUGUUUUUCCGUUGACGGUUCUCGCCUUUCUAGUCCAAGACCUGGAAUUCGACAUGGACGAAAACGUGCACUCUCUAGCUCCCCAUACUCUGAUUCUUUUGAUAUCAACUCUAUGAUAAGAUUUUCUCCAAAUUCCCUCGUCUCUUUCAUGAAUGGAUCACGUAGCUCUAGUGCAAGUGGAUCAUAUGGACAUCUUUCAGCUGCUUCUUCAAGAGCCUACAUGACUAUACAAGACAACAAGCUUAGAACCCUUAGUCCUGCAAUAGGAGUUCCACCUCCACCUGUUCCUCCACACUUUCAGCAGCUUCACCAGCUGAUGAGACAAGGCGUUUUGGCACCACCAGCUACAGCUCAUCCAACACAACCAUUCUUUUCUAAUCCCGGUGCUUCUCUAGGACCAAGAAUAAAUUUUGAUAUUGGAGUGACUAAUUCAGACACUCCUAUACAUGUGAGUAGUACUGUAAAUGGAGAUGAUAGUCAAAGGACAAGAGUAAAGAAAGAGUCUUGCAUUGGAGGAGCAGGAGAACCUAGUGUUGGUGAUGAUGAUCGAGAGAAUACAGCAGAUCUGAAAGAUGAGCCUGGCGAUUUUGUAGAAACUAAUUGUCAUUGGAGAACAUGUGAAAAAGAGUUUAGUACCCAGGAAGAACUUGUAAAGCAUCUGAAUAAUGACCACAUCCAUGACAGCAAAAAAUCGUUUGUAUGUCAGUGGAAAGAUUGUUCAAGAGAAGAAAAACCAUUUAAGGCUCAGUACAUGCUAGUUGUACACAUGCGUCGUCACACAGGAGAAAAACCUCACAAGUGUACUUUUGAGGGUUGUAGUAAAGCCUACUCUCGAUUAGAGAAUCUUAAGACUCAUUUGCGUUCACAUACUGGAGAGAAGCCUUACAUGUGUGAGUUUCCAGGUUGCACUAAAGCUUUCAGUAAUGCAUCAGAUCGAGCUAAACAUCAAAACAGGACCCAUUCAAAUGAGAAACCAUAUGUAUGUAAAGCUCCAGGUUGUACUAAACGUUACACUGACCCUAGCUCACUCAGGAAACAUGUUAAGACUGUUCAUGGCCCAGAGUUUUAUGCUAGUAAGAAGCAUAAAGGAAAUGAUAGCAGGGGUUCAGGAGGUGCUGGAAUUAAAGAUAAAACUACCCCUGGGAGCAUUGAUGGCAGUCCUCAUUCUGAUGAUGGCACAGGAAGUAAAUUAACCAGUUUGUCAAGUCCUAGUAUUAAAUCUGAGGAACAGGGCUCUCCCCAACAAGAUGGAAGUCCAGGAGGUGAUGUGGGCCAUGAGAUGCCAGGCUGUACAGAUCAGGCUCUUUUUGAAGGCCCUAUUAGUGACAACAGUGUAUCUACAACAAGUGGUUGUGUAGAAGCUGAAAACUUCUGGGAAUUAGUGGAAAAUCCUGAAAUUCCAGUUGAGGAAAUUGUACCUGGUGUUGCAUGUGCUGUGGCACCAAAUAAUCAGAACAGAGAAGUAGAGAGGAACGUUCACAACAGAUUAAAAAGCAAAUUUCAAUCACAUUUCAAACCUGGAGGCUCAUGGUUACCAAAUGUCCUUCCACCAAGAGGUGAUGUCCAGAAUUUACAAGGAUGUAAGAAAGGUAGUGUACAUGGAGGAAUGACUAAACUACCAGAUGUUCGACAUACAGGCCAUGCAACAAAAACUCUCACAGAUUCGUCCUUUAAAAACCCAAGUUCUAAACUCUCACAAACAGGUUGCCGCAGAAAUAGCUCUAGCAGUAGUACCAUCAGCUCUUUUUAUGGCAGCAUGUGUUCAGACAACAAACUCAACACUAAAAGCAGUGAUAUUUCUAGCACUCAAGGUAGUCAGUUUUCAGGAGUGUCUCAUGGCAUGAUUAAUGAUCAGAUACUAAGUGAGGCAGCUUCCGUAUGCAGCUCGCAAAGAACUAGUGGGGUCAGUAGCCUCUCAGGAUUGUCAGCUGGAAUGACAACACAACUAGAACUUCAUUCUCAAACACUGCCUUCACAGCACUUGAACAAUACAGGAAAUCUUAUAGUGCAACGACACAGUCAAAACAUGGCUGUAGAAGCAAGAAAUGUCUCCAGACAAGUGGCUGUAACAAGUCACAGACCAAUAUCCGAGGAACAUCAAUCAAAUGUUGUUUUAAGACCUUUUGAACCUAAAGAAGAGACUGCUAGACAGACUCGUCAACCUCAAGGUGUAAAUAGUUUAAACAAAUUUACACCAUUACCACCAAUAGGUCAGUCAAACCGACCCAAAACUCCUGGUGGUUCAAGCAGCCAUAGUGGAAGUCAUCAUCCAAACCAGGAUGUGGUUUUAGAAAACUUAGAAGUAGACAAACCCAUUGAAGCAAACAAGGAAUUAGUUCUUCCUGAUGAAAUGAUGCACUACCUUAAUGAAGGUGUCAUUGAACAACAAACCAACACUCAGGUGGUAAGACCACAGUCUCAACUGAGUCAGGCAGUGUCUAGUGUAAGCCAAUAUGAUGAACUUCAGAGGCAGUCUGCUAGGAUAGCAUGUAUAGAACAAAGCAAUGGUGUUGCCCCAUCUUUCAGUUGUAAAUUUGGAAACCAUUCCAUGAACACUACAAAUAAUUUCAUGAAUCAGUCAGUUGCCAGUGCACCAACAUGUAACUUUAGACCCUACCAGUCAAAUCCUCAAUACCAUCAACAAACAAACACGUUUCAACAGAUAAAUUCUGGAAACCAUCAACUUUCUAAGAAUCAAGGUCAGGCUCACUUAAAUACCUCUUGCUGGGGAGCAGCUCAUAAGUACCACCACAGUUGGGACCAAUAUCAAAACACCCCCACACACAAGGAUAAUUGCCAACAUUCAAUAAUGGAAAGUAACAAACAGUUUCAGUACCCUUGUCACCAAAAACAUUGUUUAUCUUCAGGCCACAGUGACAAUACCUAUACAUCCACAAGGUUCAAUUACCAUCCAAAUCUUGGAAAUACUGAACAGAACUACUUGGUAGACCAACAACAGUCCCAACAACAAUGUGAAACUUUACAAGAUAAAUCCAUAGAUAAUGCUAAAAACAAACAGUGGUACCCAUCAACCCCAAUGGAUACAAAGUCAUGUCCAAGAUCAACUCACUGUGUAAUACCUCAAAUGGCAUUGAGCAAUAUAGCACAAGAAACACACUGUGUUGCUGAAACAUUUUCAGCUUCUCUUUCUCUUGGUGCUAUAAACUCUACCCAAAAGCCACAUCCAAGUUAUCAUAACCAAACAUGUAAUAUGUCUGCACCACAGCAGUCACAUCCUUGUUAUCACAGCCAAAUGCGUAAUACAUCUGGAGGACAAAUGUGUUACAAUCCAGACUCCAGCCAGGUAUCUGUUCACCCAUCGUAUGAGCACACACCUUCCCAAUCCAGUGUUUUACCAGUUGGACAUUCUUACAAACUUUCUAAUACUAAUUCAGAGUCAUUUCCAAAACAUCAGCAGCUCUGCCAAGCUGUAAACCUUAAUCCCACAUUACAUCAUCAAGUUACCAACCCUCAAACAAGGUCUAACUUUCAAACAUCAUAUUCUCAUAUCAUAACAGAGUCCAAUUCUCAAGCAUCUUUCCCUCAAAAUCAUACAGAAACUCCAUUUUCUUCCUCACAAACAGGACCCAACUUACAAGCACCUGCUGCACUUCCCCUUACUAAUUAUCAAACAUCUAAUCCUCACAUUCAACAUUCUCCUUCUUGUACUAACUCUUCAUGGAUUCCUCCACAUCAGCUACAAAACCACCAUCCUUUCCCACAACUUCAGCAACACCCUAAUAAUCUUCAAGAACCUGUUGCUCAACAGCCUAAACUAUCCCUUGAACAACAAGCCCAAAACUAUCCUCAUCACAUCCAACAACAACAACAACAGUCUCAGUCAUAUUCUCAAACUCCACAACAUUACCUUUUACAUGGUGUAAAUGGACCUCCUACACAACAAGCUUAUCAGCCUUAUCCAUUAACAGCUCCCACAGAAACAGCUUCCCAACAUUAUUGUUCUAUGCCUGCUUCUAACGCAACACCUGUACAUCAAGUACAGCAGAAUUUACCUUAUGGUUCUAAAGUAUCAUCUGUAUAUCAAUCUCAGCAACCUAUACCAUCUCCUAGUGGUAAAAUUCAAUCAUUGCAUAAACCUCAACAAUCAUACCCAUCACCAGGAUCAACGUGCAAUAGCUGUCCCAACUCUCAGUCUGAAGUUCAAUGUCAAGAUAUCAGCCAAUCCUCAAGAACUGCCAUGCAGCCAGAAGCAUACCAACGAACAUUAGAAUAUGUUCAACAAUGUCAGCAGAUAGCAUCCAACAAAACUAAUUCGAGAAGCACUACCAGGAAUGGUCCGACAUUGCAAUCUGGACUGGAUCCAUGGCAGCAAGUGGAACUUUCUCCCAAGGUUACCAGUACAACUGAUAGACAAGAAACUAAGCUGUCUAAGGAGAAUGCACCAGUCAAAAAUAAGUCAUGUACAAACAUUCCAAACACAAACAUGAAACAUACUAUUAAGAAUUCUAAUUAUGCUCAACCUGGAGUAAGUAGCUUAACUGUAGGUUAUACUAAUGAUAAAUCUCAAUCACCUCUACAAGCAACAUCCAAUAUGAUCAUCAAUGACAUGAGUUCCACCUUAAACUCACUGAUGGAGGAAACAAGAUAUCUUAGGAUGAUGCAAUAGAAAAGUGACUUUUUAUUUGUUUUAUUUUUCAGUGUUGUUAUAGCUUAGCUCACUCCCAAUUGUUAACUUUAGAAGUGUUGGGAUAAGUUCGUUAAAGUCCACCUUACAUACUUUUAAUGUCUUUCCCUGAUAAAGUGUGGAUAAAAAUAUUCAAUUUAAGAUGUAUAAGAACAGAAUGGCCUCAUGAAAAGGUACGAGACAAAUUAGAAAAUGAGUUUAUACCCUUUUUAUUACUCGUGCCUUCUUUGACCCCCCUCCUCCCCAGUUGCUCAGCAGUAAGUGUAGAGGCUUAUAAUUGCUAAAAACUGGGCAUCAAUACCCAUGGCGAGUACGGUAUAGAUAGCCCAUUGUGUAUCUUUGUGCUUUACAACAAACAAACAAAAGUGCCUUCUUUACAGCUCUUGUAAAUCACAAUUUAUCAUUGUUGGACAUUAUUUUGCACCUUGAAGUGUUACCAAAAGAAAAGCAAUUUUUUAAAAUGAUUUGUACAAACUUUUAAGUAGCAGAAAAUAUAAUGCUUUGUAAAGAUUUAAUAUUAUGCAAGUUUGUAGAGUUGUAAAAUCUGCGAAAAGAUUUUUAACUAUAUGUAGUAAAUAUAAAGAAUU